UCCAAAAUGAGUGAGACGCCUACUAGUUUCUCCAUGGCUCAUCUGACUUCCUCGGAAGGUCAAGUUCCUUCCCCUCGCCACUCAAAUGUCACUCAUCCCGUAGUGGCUAAACGCAUCAGCUUCUACAAGAGCGGAGACCCCCAGUUUGGCGGUGUAAGGGUGGUGGUCAACCCUCGUUCCUUUAAGACGUUUGACGCUCUGCUGGACAAUUUAUCCAGGAAGGUGCCCCUACCCUUCGGGGUGAGGAACAUCAGCACGCCCCGCGGAAGGCACAGCAUCACCAGGCUGGAGGAGCUGGAGGACGGCGAGUCUUACCUGUGCUCCCACAACAGGAAGGUGCAGCCGGUUGACCUGGACAAGGCCCGCAGGCGCCCCAGGCCCUGGCUCGGCAGCCGCUCUGUGAGCACACUUGUGCACCUCCGCUCGGCUACUACGACCGUGGCCACCACUGCUCCCGGCAUGCUUCGCGCCCCAAGGAGGCUCGUGGUCUUCCGGAACGGUGACCCGAAGACCAAGCGUGUGGUCCUCCUCAGCCGGAGGGUCACUCAGAGCUUCCAGGCCUUUCUGCAGCACCUGACGCAGGUCAUGCAGUGUCCGGUGGCUAAGCUGUAUGCCACAGAUGGAAGAAAAGUUCCUAGUCUCCAGGCAGUGAUACUGAGCUCUGGGGCUGUGGUGGCAGCCGGAAGGGAGCCAUUUAAACCAGGAAAUUACGACAUCCAAAAGUACUUGCUUCCUGCCAGGUUACCAGGGAUCUCUCAGCGCGUGCACCGGAAGGGAAAAGCUAUCUUAGAAAAAAGAAAGAUGAGCACACAUAUCCAUCCAGUCCUAAGGCCCCAGACUGAUUCCCUGGCUUCUGAGAAAACAUACGAUUGUAGUUCAGACUGUUCUGUAGCUCCCGAGAACUUCCUGGCCUUAGAAAAAUGUGAUUCUCAGACACUGUCGACAUAUCCUUCUGAAGAUGGUGUUGAGAAGUCGAUUAUUUUUAACCAAGAUGGUACUAUGACAGUUGUGAUGAAAGUUCGAUUCAAGAUAAAAGAAGAAGAAACCGUUAAGUGGACGACCACUGUCAACAGAGCCAGUCUUUCUACUAAUGACGACAAGAGUAGGAUAAAUAGUUAUCCAGGAAAACCAGAUGAUCGAUCACCUAGUUUAAAGCUUGCAGCGUGUUCAUUGUCUGAGGACGUCACAGACAUUACCCAGCAGGGCAGUUUGACAGAGGAAGAAAACACUCAAAUGGCAGAGCAGCAGGCUAAGUUGUGUAGCUCUGCUGGUUGGGAGAAUGCUUCUGUGGAAACAGACAUUACUCAGGGAAGCCAGAAACAAGUAAAACGUUUUUAUAGGCCUCCAACCCCAGGACCAAGGAGAACGAGAACGAGACAAAAGAAAUCUGUGAUAGGUACUGUCACUGUAGUAUCAGAAACAGAGGUUCAAGAAAAACAGUUUUCCUAUAGUGAAGAGAGAGAGGGUGGAGAAAAGUCUGAAUAUCACAUGUUUACACAUUCUUGCAGUAAAAUGUCCUCAGUAUCUAAUAAACUUGUUCAGAUCAGUAGCAAUGAUGAGAUGGAGUCAGCAUUAGAAAGAACAAAGGAAAGUGGGCUGCUCAAAUCAAAUGCCAUAAAUGGGGGUGCUGUAGAAAUUAAAAGUCAACAGGUCUUAAAGAUGUGCCAUAGCAACGGUUUACCAGUAACUGUGUCAGAGAACUCACUCGUGGAGGAAGGCAUAGAUGAUAGAGUGGUGUCAGACAAAGCUGGUAUCAAGCACUUCAGAACUUAUGGCAAUACCAAUGACAUGUUCAAUUCCAUUUCAGCAGAUACAACUCUUUCUUCAGGUACCAAUUCUCAAAAUGACAAAUGUAUUUCUGAGGUUCCAUCUAUAGGAUCUUCUACCCAUACCACAAGAGUGGACAGGCUUGUUAAUGGAUUUGCUCCUUCUGGUUUAACAGAACUUCCAAAAAGUGGAAAGCAGGCUUCGUCCUCUUUUGUCAGCAAAAAGAAGAAAUCACAGCAGCAAAUGGUAAAUUCCAAGUAUAAGAAAAAAGUGACUGAAACCAAAGGGACCUCUAAUAAAGUUGGAAAAAUAAACAGAGCAGGAGUAACUGCACAAGAAAUAGUGUUGCAAGAUUCAGACUGUCCUCUUAAAGAAGGUAGAGUGUGCGAGGAAGGCCUUAAUACAGGUGAUGUGAUAACUGAAUCAAAUAAGUUUUUUUCCAAAAGUAGUUUCAAAAUUUCCAAAAAUUUCCAUAAAAAUAAAUUAAAUAUUUCUAAAAAUCUAAAGACUCAAAAACUUUUAGCCAAAAGAAAAUCCAGACCAUUAAAUAUUAUAAGUGUAGGAGGAGUUAGAAAACAAGAAACUGGUCAAGGAGAUAAAGUAUUUCUCCACAGUGAAUCUAAACUUCGUAAAAAUAAUUUGGAAAAUCAAAGUUUACUUCAUGUGUUUAAUAUCCUUGAAGAAAACCAGAAAGUUUUGCAGAGAUCACCGUCACAAAUGGAGUUAGUAACUGGAAAUUUAAGAGGAAUGACGAAAAAGAGUUUAGUACCAAACGUUAAUGAUUUACAUGUAUCUUUAAAAAACCAGAAAAAACAAAAGAGAAAUAAAUUGACAUCAGGUGCUACAGUAAGUGAUCAGCAUGAUACAACCAGGGCAGAUUCAUUAGCUUUGAGAAAACCUGAUUUUCCUGAGGGUAUCCCCCACCAUUCAGUUAAGAGCUAUGUGCAGAGAUGGUUGCAGAGCAUAAAUCCAUAUCCAGAUUUUGAGCAUGGAAAGUCAUCUCCACUAUGCCAAGACAGAAGUAAUGUGGCAAAUUAUACCAGUGAUAGCUUUCCAGGACAUAAUCUCCAUACAACUUCUUCAAAAGGAACUAGUUCUGUUAUGGAAAGUAAUAGGCACAAAACCAAAAGUGCCAGUUGGAUAGGUAAUAAGAAUCAAGAGGCAGGUAAAUCUCUUGUUGCUAAAGAUAAUGGUGAACAGCUUAAUAAACAUCUCUGUGAGAGCCAGGAUGGGUCUGUGAAUGAUUCUUACUUGGUUAGUCUGCAUGACCAUUGUACUUUGUCACAGACAACUAUUAACGAUCAUAGCACUAAAAGUAAUUUAUGUACUGAAAAGUCAAGAUCAGAAAAGAGUUUUGUUUACCAAGAAAUGAAUCUAGCUACAAAAAGGCAAAGUAUUGAAGUUGCCAUUCAGGUAGACACCAUGGGAGAGAAUGCUCCAAAAGACUACUUACCAGCCCUGUUGCUUCAGCACCUGGAAGCUUUUGUUUCUAAUAAUCAGAAAAAUCAGAAUGGAACUGCUCAAAUGCCAGGUUCAUUAGCAGACGUUGUCUUCCCUUCUGCAAUAUAUAAAUCAUCCACUAAUCUCCUUCUAGCUUGGCUUUUGGUACUAAACCUAAAGGGAAAUAUGAACAGCUUCUGUCAAAGUGAUGGUCAUAUGAUCACCAGCAGAUCUUCAGAAACAGUUGCUCUGUUGGAAGUUCUGAAGCACAUUGCCAUCACAGAGGAAGCUGAUGACUUGAAGGCUGCUGUUGCCAACUUAGUGGAAUCAACCAAAAAUUACAGUGGGCCCAGUGGGAGAGAACAAGGUACAGUACCAGCAAGUUGUACAGCAGCUAGCAUUCAGAAUGCUGUCAUGUGUAAUGACAAUGAAAGCACACAAACGACCAUCUUGGACGAAGGCUACUCCAUCAGGGAGGACUGUGGCCCUGAGUUGUGUGUUUCAGAAAUGGUUAGCAAGUCACAUAACUCUCCACAUGAGAUGUGCACUGGGAAUGUGAACUAUCCUCCAAAACGGACAGGUAAUCUGAGUGAUGCCUUUGUCACCAGUAAUAGUUCUACUGUGAGUCAGUGCUCCACAAAGGAUGCUUCUUUCCUAGGAGAGGCCUGUUUACAUACAAAUGGUGUGUGUUCCCAUAAGGCUUGUGCUCAGAAGGAGAACAACAUCUAUGAGGCAGCUUGCCCAAGUGAUGAGACUCAAAUUCCCGUCAGAGACCGCAAAACGAUUGACUCUGUGGAUUUGAAAGAACACAAAUGCACUGAUGAUUUGGAAUUAACUGAAGAACUCAAAAGAGUUGAUAAAGUUCCAAAAGAUCUAACUAUUUUGACAGACCCUGUGUAUGAAAAUGACUCUAAUGUAUCAAUAUCAUCUCAAAAUGUCAUUAACUUAAGCUCCCGUGAUCUUUUCCUAAGUAAAACAGACCCAGAAUUUGAUAAGGACUAUAGUCCUCUAGAUGAAUUUAAAGAUUGCUCACUUAAGAAAAUUGUGAAUAAAAAGAAAUAUAUAUCUCUUGAUAAGGAAGAAUCAAGGACUUCUGAAGAACCAGGGUCAAUAACCAAUAGUGUGACAUCAAGUGAAAGAAAUAACACCUCAGAAUUAGAAUCUUUUGAAGAAUUAGAAAGCCAAGACACAGAUAUCUUUAAUAUAAAGGCAAGUGCUAGAGAAAAAGCUACUGAGGAAUCAAUGCAAAAAGAGUUAGAGGCUGAGAUGACUUUGGGAUUGAUGAACACAUCAGAUAGGAAUAUUAUAGAAGAGGAAAGAAGAAAUAGUGUGAUUUUAGAGACAACUGGCAGGGAGCUGGUGACACCACCAUCUUUAGUUUUUUGCUACUAUUCCAAUAAAAAUACAGAAAAAGAGAUCAGUGUAGGGGAAAGGAAAAUGAGAGUUAAAAUGAUGGUAGAAAGCAUGGAAAAUGUAAGUCACACACAGUCCUCUCUUAAUUUUAAGAAACAUCACAGAAGUCCGGUGACUUCAGACUGGUCAGAUUAUAGAACAGACAGUGAGAGUGGACAUCCUUGUAAAGCAUCCAGUGGUGAUCACAAUGACAGUGAUGGCAUUGCCCAAGAGAAAGAGUACAAUAAAGGAAUUGUUAAAAGGGCAAUAGAAAAGCUUUAUGGCAAAGCAGAGGUUAUCAAACCACCAUUUUUUCAUGGGUCUAUUCAUAAAUCUCAAGUUUGUCCUUAUAAUCCUGUGGAAGUUCAAGGUGCUAAGAAAACAAAUUUUUAUGAUUCUGAAUGCCAGUCAUUGGUCUCUUCUGAAGAAGUAUCUAGACGUUCACUCAUGUUGCAGGAAUUCCAGGAGGAAAGACAAGGUGAAGUGGAUGUUAAUGGUACAGGAGACAGUUUGGGGGCCAACAGCAUAGAAAAGGUUAUAAAACCAAUUGAGCAUGAGAAGGUCUUUGUGGAAAAAGAGAAAGGGAAACUGAUUGACAAUGGCAAAUGGCUCCUGCGAGAAAAUCAUUUGUGGCGGGUGUCGUCUGACAAUCCUGGCAUGUACGGCAAUGCAGACACCACAUCAUUGGAUACUCUAACUGAUAAGAACAGCAUUGAGGUGCCAUAUUCACAUUUUGGAGAUUUGGCUCCUGGUCCAACAAUGGCUGAAUUGUCCUCUUCAGAAGUGGAGGAAAUGACUCAACCCCUUGAAGUGAAAUGCAAUUAUUUUAACUUUCCUCAUGGCAGUGACUCUGAGCCUUUUGGUGAAGAUUUUCUAGAUAUGCAGAAUAAAACCUGCUCCAAAGAGAGAAUACCCAAUCAUCCCAAAGAAGAGAAGAGUAAUUACCCAUCUGAAAGAAUAUGCACAUCUGUUACUCAAGCCUUUGCUCCUGCUGGUCAUAAAGUCCACCCUGUGGAUGAUGGUGCUAUUAAAACUCAGCCAUUACCUGGAACUAAUAUAACUCAUGGUGCACUCCAGGAAGGUGACUCUUUGGAUAAACUGUAUGCUCUUUGUGGUCAACAUUGUCCAAUACUAACUGUUAUUAUUCAGCCUGUUAAUGAGGAAGACCGAGGUUUUGCUUACCGCAAAGAUUCUGAUAUUGAAAAUUCUUUGGGUUUUCAUUUAUGGAUGAAAAUGUACCCAUUUCUGCUACAGUCAAACAAAAACUUGUUCAAAAGUGAAAGCAACAAAGUGAGUGCAGGCCAAGAAUUUACUGAUAAGGCCAUUGGUGAUCUGUUUGAUCAACUUUAUUUUAAAAACAUGAUUGACUCGAUGGAUAAAAGAAUGAAACACAAACAUGGUAAGCCUUUUGAGGAAGCUAUUAGUUUGAAGAAAUUCCAAUUACAUUUAAAGAAAAGGUUUUCAGAUCUUUUGCAUUCACCAUUGUUAGUUGUGGGGGAUGUGAAUUCUAUUACAAUAAACCAUAGCAAGAGGACAGAUAACUUGAAAAGUGUUGAUGAGAAUAACAACAUAAUCAACAGAUUGCAGAACUCAAGAAAAACUCCCAGCCAAGUAGAAAGAGAAAAUACCAGUUGUCAGUUCCCCCUUGAACUGUUUGGUCAAGUUUACUUGUUAGAUAUUUGCCAAGUUGAGAAAUCCUUAAAUAUAAAGAACAGAAAUAAAUUAGAAGUACAUUAUAUUUUGGAAGGUGAAAUUCUUUUAAUCUGGGAAGAAGAAUAUCAAUUAAAUGUAGUAGAUAUUGAAAACAAUAAUGAGCAAGGUAAUAUAUAG
This is a messenger RNA of Psammomys obesus (fat sand rat), 6429 nucleotides long. RefSeq names its product RP1 axonemal microtubule associated (gene Rp1). The record is from RefSeq and is a predicted model, not a curated record. The coding region runs from base 7 to 6429 and encodes 2140 amino acids. Gene Ontology annotation, cellular component: axoneme. The transcript is spliced from 3 exons. Gene Ontology annotation, biological process: retina development in camera-type eye; axoneme assembly; intracellular signal transduction. Lineage: Eukaryota; Metazoa; Chordata; Mammalia; Rodentia; Muridae.